GGAGGGACCUUUCGCGUUAGCCAACAAAUCUGUAUAUAUCGCCCAACACACCGGUUCAAGCCCAGACGUGGUAAUUUGCAACGCUUGUAGUAGAUCGCGUCUGUGAUGGAUUCAUCCCCGUACAAGAGCUGGAAGAAUACCUCCAACUCUAGUCUACCAAGCUUUAUCCUCGAAGAGGACGGCCCAGCCAAGCUCGACCGCCCCGAACGAUUUCUUCGUCCAGAAUCAUUGAAUCGAGGCUCACCCUCGCCAACUCGAUCAAGUGGAAGGCUUCUUGCUCCCUCCAUAAUGGGACGUGAUGAUGCGACCGAAGUCGUAAGCCACGAGCAGUCCGAUGCAAAUCCGUUCAACUUUCAGACACAAGUCAUAUCUACUAGCCCAGUUAAGUCGAAUGUUGGCCAACGUCGAGGCCAUAGAUACAAACACAGUAGUAUCUCAACCCAGCAUCAAAUCUUCCAAGAGCCACCACAGAGGGCCCCGCCAGUUCUCCCAGCUUCGCUCCCGAUACCGACACUGAAGGAGGCAUGGGCUAGUAUGCGCCGAGAUCAGCGUAUGAGAUUAUACUGGAGCAUGUGCCACCUUGCGAUAUCGACGUUUAUAUUCUUCCGCUCUGAGGGUUCUUUAGCGGCAACUGCUUUAUCUCACCUCGUCUUCUUCGAUGCUGGCAGUGCUGCAGUUUGCGUGGUUGUGGAGGUGCUUGGAAACUUUGAAGUCUGGAGGCGCAGCAGUGUUCGGCAUCCGUUCGGCCUCGAGAGGGCAGAAGUGCUCGCUGGCUUUGCCAUGUCGAUUUUUCUCCUCUUUGGCGGCUUUGAUCUCGUCUCACACAAUUUGAAACAUUUUCUCGAGACUCUGGGGCACCAUGAGCCUCAUCACGAACAUUCUCAUGACAGACUUUCGGCGGGAUCUAUCGAUCUAGUGGCAGCCGCAGCCAUAAUCAGCACGCUUGCCUCCGCAUAUGGGUUAAAAAACCAUACAAGAAUCGCUAAAGUCAUGAGAGUCUCCUACCUCUCAUCGUUGCCAAGCAUUCUCUCAAAUCCUUUCCACUUUCUUACAUUAUUUUUCUCAAGCAUCAUUGCCUUGCUUCCGCUCUUUUCUAUUUCGCUUUACACUUGGCUUGAUAGACUAAUUUGUGCCACAAUUUCAUUGGCAAUGUUCACGUUGGGAAUGCGCGUAGCUGUUUCCCAGGGCCUAAUGUUGUUGAUGUCCUACGGAGGACAGGGCGGAAACAAUGGAGUGUCAACUGUCAUGCGUGAGAUUGCAGCAGAACCAAAUAUUAGACGCGUAGACGAUGCUCAGUUCUGGCAAGUUCAUUACGGCCUCUGCAUGGCAAAUCUCAAAAUCACUGUUGUUCGCGGCUGUGACGAGGUUUCAGUUAGCCGCCUACGUACACGUGUCGCUUCCCUUGUACAAAAUGCCCUCGGCGAAGGAUAUGGGUUGGGGGGGAAUGUUCGCUGGGAAACCACCUUUCAAAUUGCGACGGACGCAUAAAGCUUAAAACGGUUUAGAAAGAUAAAAAUACACUAUAUAACUUAUAAGCUACGAAUGAAAUAUAUUGAUGCAAUAGUUUUAGAUUAUACUGCUUCAGAAGAGUACAAAUACUUUUACUAACGACGCCAGAGGGUGUUGAAAAUAAUCAAUUGAAGGCGAGUGUCCUUGUGUGGAGGUGGUAUUAGCAUAUUAUAGAAUAAAGUACAAGUUUGUCGUUAAAAACGGUCAAUGUCCAUGGACCGUCCGUUUCAAGUUAAAAUAGACCCCAUCGGCCGCGCUCGUUCCCAGUUUCACGACGAGUGCUCGAUGCCAGGCGCUCUCGCUCGCGACCUUCAAGUUGUCGUAGGCUGUCCAUCUUCUCGAGAACCAGUUCCAGGAGCUCUUUGCGGCGGAUAACUUCGAGGUGUCUGCGAACCUUAGGGUCUUCCUUGGCAAACAUUUCAACCUCCGCGUCAGAGAGGUGUCUACCAAGACGCAAGUCAAGCUCUCUGGGGAAAUUGUAGUAGAAUUCAGAGAGCAAUUCUACGUUCAAAAAGAGAACAGCGGUGGAUGCGAUCUUGUUGGCAGCUGCAUCUAGGAAUACUUCAGGGCAAUAAUACUUGUUUUUCUGAACCGAGCAUUGCUUGGAUUUCGCUGCCAACAUGCGCAUUUUGAUUGUGUCAGCACGGUCACGGAGGAAGACCGCCUCACGUCCUGGUGC
This is a messenger RNA of [Torrubiella] hemipterigena, 2188 nucleotides long. The record is from the annotation of a GenBank genome assembly. Lineage: Eukaryota; Fungi; Ascomycota; Sordariomycetes; Hypocreales; Clavicipitaceae.